Molecule: messenger RNA, 1620 nt
Organism: Mercenaria mercenaria
Lineage: Eukaryota; Metazoa; Mollusca; Bivalvia; Venerida; Veneridae
Product: transcriptional regulator ATRX homolog
Exons: 2
Coding region: 66-1097 (343 amino acids)
Source: RefSeq, a predicted model, not a curated record
AUGUCAUUGUCAGGCGUAAAAAAACCCCUGCUUUUUAUACUGUCAGGACCUAAGACAUUGCCGAAAUGGAAAGGCGAGUUUUCAUAACUUUAGCAAUUUGUGCUCUGGCUGUAGCAGUUGUUUUGGGCAGCAUUACUGAUAAGAAAACUUUAGACCUCAAGAAAAAAAGGACUAAGAGGAGUAACAAGGGCGGAGAGAAGAUACAUAAUGUACUUGGUGAGGAAAUAAACGGACAAAGAACUAUAAAGAAAAUUAGGAAUAAGAGAAGCAACGAGGCCAGAGAGAAGACUGUUGAUGUGGAAAUAAACGUGCCAAACACUAGACAAAUUAGGAGCAAAAGAAGCAACGAGGCAAGAGAGUUUGUUGAUGUGAAAAUAAACGAACCACAAACUAAAGAGAAAAUAAGGAGUAAGAGAAGCAACGAUGCCGGAGAUAAGAUAGUUGAUGAGAAAAUAAACGAGCCAAAAACUAAAAAGAAAAUAAGGAGUAAGAGAAGCAACGAUGCCGGAGAUAAGAUAGUUAAUGAGAAAAUAAACGAGCCAAAAACUAAAAAGAAAAUAAGGACUAAGAGAAGUAACGAGGGCGGAGAGAAGAUAGUUAAUGUGGAAAUAAACGGGCCAACAUCUAAAAAGAAAAUAAGGAGUAAGAGAAGCAACGAGGGCGGAGAGAAGAUAGUUAAUGUGGAAAUAAACGAGCCAAAAACUAAAAAGAAAAUAAGGAGUAAGAGAAGCAACGAUGCCGGAGAUAAGAUAGUUAAUGAGAAAAUAAACGAGCCAAAAACUAAAAAGAAAAUAAGGAGUAAGAGAAGUAACGAGGGCGGAGAGAAGAUAGUUAAUGAGAAAAUAAACGGGCCAAAAACUAAAAAGAAAACAAGGAGUAAGAGAAGCAACGAUGCCGGAGAUAAGAUAGUUAAUGAGAAAAUAAACGAGCAAAAAACUAAAAAGAAAACAAGGAGUAAGAGAAGCAACGAUGCCGGAGAUAAGAUAGUUAAUGAGAAAAUAAACGGGCCAAAAACUAAAAAGAAAAUAAGGAGUAAGAGAAGUAACGAGGGCGGAGAGAAGAUAGUUAAUGUGGAAAUAAACGGGCCAACAUUUUAAAAGAAAAUAAGGAGUAAGAGAAGCAGCGAUGCCGGAGAGAAGAUAGUUAAUGUGGAAAUAAACGGGCCAACAUUUUAAAAGAAAAUAAGGAGUAAGAGAAGCAACGAUGCCGGAGAGAAGAUUGUUGAUGCGGAAAUAAACGAGCCAAAAACUAAAAAGAAAAUUAGGAAUAAGAGAAGCAACGAGGCCGGAGAGAAAAUUGUUGGUGUCGAAAUAGAUUGACAGUAGUUUAAACAGUAAACCAAAUACAGAUGGAAAGAAAAAAAACAGAGCGAGAGUGGCUACUUACGUUGCAGUUACUACCAAAUCACUGACCUAAUUAAGAUAGAACAACACCAUCAGUCGUGGCAUAAUACAAGUUAUACAAGUUUAUCAUGUCAAUACAGUUGUCGAUUUGUAUCCGGCGUUAUGUAUUCAUUUAUGAGCUUUGAAUAUAUAUAUAUAUAUAUAUCAAAUAUAAUAUUUUAUCUAUACAGAAUAAAAGAUAUAUGAUGAUAUGGGUAAGAAAGAGUUUUUGUAUUAC